Molecule: messenger RNA, 2239 nt
Organism: Linum trigynum
Lineage: Eukaryota; Viridiplantae; Streptophyta; Magnoliopsida; Malpighiales; Linaceae
Source: the annotation of a GenBank genome assembly
GCUUUUUUGUGUCUGUCUGCUUUAAUAAAUAAAUAAAGAAAGAAGCAAAUAAAAGAGCAGCCAGGCACAUUUCCCUCCCUCUCUCACACAAUCUUCUUGAUCUUUUAUUAAUCAAUCCCGAACCCAGAAAAAAAUGGGGAUGAAGAAGGUUGCCUGCGUCGCUAUUGUCUACGCUGCCGCCUCAUUGAGCGCAGUCUUGGCCGCGGAGGAGGCUGUCGGCGCCGCCGCCCCAUCGCCUCUCGCCGCUGGAGCAGGAUUGGAAGGCGCAGCCUUUGCUGGUGGGCCCGCCGCUGGGCCGGCAGCCGGUGCUGGACCCACUGCUGAAGCACCUCAUAGCGCUGCCGCCGCCGCCACCUUGCCCUUCAUGGCUAUUUCCCUCGUGUCCACCUUCGUUGCCUAUAUGUUGCAGUAAAUUCAAUUUUAUUAUUAUUUUUCAUUUCAUGGAUCGUUAUGUAAUUUGGUCACAUUUCCAGAAUUCAUUUGUGAUGUGGAACUUGUAAGCGGCUUGCGCCAUAUCGAUCUUUAAUUUCUCAAUUUAAUAUAAUUUCCAGUUUUAAUUUGUUUUUCCAGUAUUCUGCACAACUUAUCAUUUGAUUAUACGAAUGGAAAUGAGAAUACCAAAAAAUAAAGGAUUAAUAGGCAUACAAGCCCCUCAACUAUGAAAAGUUAACAAAUGAGCCCCUGUACUAUGCUUCUAACAAAAGAAGCCCUUGUAUUAUAGUUCAAUAACAAAUAAGCCCUUUUGUUAACAUUCUCCGUUAACUAACCCUAAUUUGCACUCGAAAUGUCUAAAAUGCCCCUCUAAUAUCAUAACAACAAAUUUUUUUUGCCCCUUUUAUAUAUAUAUAUAUAAUCAAACUCCAUAUACUAGAUCUAUACAUCAGCUCCUCCUAUCUUGUGUUCCACAAAAGCAGAAUAUAUUUCCUUCACAGCAUGAUCUCGAAUAGCACCUCUACCUUCCUUUAUGUCUGGAAACGUCAUACACAACUGGAAGAAUGGGGUUGCUGUGUUUGGGUUGUAUUGGGAUAGACAUUUUUUCUCCUAACGCCAUGGUCUGCAACCUCAUCUUCUGCAUCAGUUUCAUCAUAACUCCCAUAGGCCAUAGUCGUCAGAACUAAACCCAACUUCUUCAAUGCCAAUAGCUUGAGCAUUAUCACAGUAAUCAGCAUCUUCCCACUUGCCCAAGACCCAAUCUCGAAUAGUCACUAUCGUCCGAAUCAGAAUUUGCUUCAUCCCAUUCAACUGCUGGAUCUGGUGAAUCAUUAUUCACAACCCCAGUUAUCCCCAUCAAUAUAAGAAAGCAACUGUUCAAAAAAAAAAAAAAAGCACAAACGCAAUUCGCCUACAAAACCAAUUCAUCAUCAAUUACCUGAUAACGACAAUAUUAGGGUUCUUGGUUGACCUGUUAUUUGCCAGAACAAACUCCAAUCCAACCAAACAACAAACCUUAUAUUCCCGCAAAUGACAAUAGAGAAAGUGACUAACCCACAGUUUUGUUCCGAUGAUGUUGAAACUUGGUCGAACUCCAUCGAUUUUGCCAAUUUGUCGAUCUGGGCAAAGGCUGAAUGAAGAGCUUCAGCGAGCCUAUUUCCCAGCCAGAGUUUGGAAUCUUCAGCAGCCACACCGACGGAAUCAACGCCUGUCUGCCCGCCUCUUCUUUGCGUUAAUCUAACAUUACCCUUCAAUGCUUGGAAACUUAACCAGCUACGCCGUCUGGUUCAUAUCUGCAGAGGAAGGCAAGGGAUUAUUUGCUACCACUUGUACGGGCUGGGGGAGUGAUAAUUGGGUACAAAAAGUGGCUUUAUUAUUCAAUUCAAUCUCAUUUACGGGGUGUUUGACUAAAACUCAAAGGAUUGCUUUAUUAAACAUAUAUUAUAAACAGAACAGGGGUAUUUUGGACAUUUCGAGUGCAAAUUGGAGUUAGUUAACAGAGAAUCUUAACGGAAGGGCUUAUUUGUUAUUGAACUAUUGUACAAGGGCUUUUUUCAUUAGAAGCAUAGUACAGGGGCUCAUUUGUUACUUUUUCAUAGUUGAGGGGCAUGUAUGCCUAUUAAUCCAAAAAUCUACACAUAAUAUAAUACACCGAAGGGAAAAACGAGAGCCCCAUUUCAAAUUUCGUGCAACGAGAGUGAAAGUAGGAAGGACAUUUUGGUCUUCACAAUUACUUUUUUUUAUUCAUUAAAAAGGUGUGUACUGGGAUUCGAACCAUGACCAUUUUAAAGAAAGGCAAUGAUCAUAA